Aspergillus versicolor CBS 583.65 is the source of this 1837-nucleotide messenger RNA. RefSeq lists its product as uncharacterized. Lineage: Eukaryota; Fungi; Ascomycota; Eurotiomycetes; Eurotiales; Aspergillaceae. The transcript is spliced from 5 exons. The coding region runs from base 1 to 1596 and encodes 531 amino acids. The record is from RefSeq and is a predicted model, not a curated record.
AUGCUGGGCCAACUCCCAGCAGAGAUCCUGUUUGAGCUUGACAAGAAUACUUUGAUGAACCUUUACCAACUCUGCCGCCGAUUCUACUCUAUUGCUGACUCCCAGCUGCGCGAGAUAUAUCGAACGAAAACGUUCUCUUUGAAUACCGACUUAACGCUAUCCCGGAGCGUUGACAGGCGCACCCUGAAGUUCAUUAAAGAUCUGGUUUUCGUACCCGCAUUUAAAGAUGGCCGAGGCCUAGGUUGUUUUCGAGAAAGCAUUCCCGGUUUAGCUCUCGACGAUAAGCGUGAUAAUGAGGUAGAGUGUGCUUUGAUGCCAGUGUUCCGGGGAUUGCGAAGAGAUAGCCUCAAGAAUAUAGAAUAUCUGGCACUCAAGACUACGGCUUGGCGCAAAGACCACGCUAAACAGCACAAAUUAUCUAUCUCACGAUUCCAUAAAGUUCGAAGCCUUUCAUGGCAGGGCGUAUGUAUGGUCAACCAUUGCAUUGCGCUGGCCGAAUUCUUCCAAACCAACGCCCAUCGCCUAGAAGAACUCGAGCUGAGCUUUGGUUCCCAGAUUUACGCCAGUCUCCGCGAGUGGAGAGACCUUCAAAAGGAUUAUACUGUUGCCAGGAACGCCUUUGUAUUUAAGAUCCUACAGUUGGACCAGGGCCAGACGAAAACCGUCUUUCCGAAAUUGAAGAAGCUGUCCCUUGGCCAUCUGCAUCGGCUCCGAGCAUUAAAGCUCCGUGAAAGUACAGCAAUUGUGGAAUUGCUCAGUACUAUCGCGACAAUCACGAGCCGCGUAGAACUGAUUUCACUCGACAUAGAGCUUGGCUCAACUAGUGACCUGGACACUGAAGCAUUCCAGAGGUUUUUUGGGCUUUCAUUCCCCAACCUUGAAGAUGUGUUUAUACACGUGGACGCCACGGACGACAGGUCAACCAACUUGCACUGGAGGUCGGUUUUGGCACAUGACCGGCAAAUCAACCGUUUUGUGUACAGUCGGCGGCAUCAAGUUCAGGGAGACACUAUGAGCGAGGCACCAAUGACCCCAUUCAACACAACUGAGGCCUUAGAUGGAGACAUUCUGGCACUACCGAGUGUCGUAAAUCUCAAGUGCGUUGCCAUAUGUGACAACUUAUCAACACUGGCCACUAGACUGUCUAGGACCCCAGCACUUAAGUGGGAGAUAUUGAACAUCCGCUCGAUUUCCGAGUACACUCACGGCAACCCGCUAAGCUUCGAAAUGAUAAACGAUAUGAUCGCAAGCUUUUGCGCUCUCUUCCCGGGCCUUUCUUUCAAUAUCAGCAGAAUGCAUCGUUUCAGCCCUAGAGAACUGGGGUCCCUCCUUGGAUUUGCGUGCUGGGCCUUCGGGCCCAGCGGUCUACCAAAACUUGAUCUUUUGGUCUAUGGAGAGGUUAAAGAUCUGUCGGAGCCUUCAUUUGACUACAUCUGUCUAUGCCGCAAUACAACGGCGCUCGUGGGAUGCGUUCCGUUUCGAGUGUUAGAGAUAGAUAAAAGUGCUGACGGUGAUGUGGAGUUACGGGGGAAGAUAAAAGCAAAUGCUGAGUUCUUGGAAACGAUGCCGUCUUCUCCUUGGGAUCCCAUGCAUUGAAAUCCCAAGGUAGGAAGGAGCCAGCUAGAUAAUGUCCAUUGCACCUGCUUUGUGAAUUUGGGAAUAAACAUAUAGAUCAGGAAGGAGCGACGGAGUGGAGUAUACUUGGAAUAGCUUGAUAGAAAGAUAAAUAUAUUUCAUCUAAACUAGGACAAUAGAUAGGGUAAACUGCCAUCCAAUCCUUUUAGGCAUUAUUUCAUCUCGCCAAUCGUAGUCAUAGCAUGGCGUCCGUAGAUCAUGA